Messenger RNA from Lecanosticta acicola, 2401 nucleotides. The record is from the annotation of a GenBank genome assembly. Lineage: Eukaryota; Fungi; Ascomycota; Dothideomycetes; Mycosphaerellales; Mycosphaerellaceae.
AUGACCCGGACCUUUGCGAGUCGAAAUGCGACAACAAGCGAUGAUCAAACAAUACCACUGCCCCUGUCACUGCCAUUGCCUCGCGUCGACUCGCCUUUGGGAGGCACUCCUCCCAUGUCUUUUGGUACGCAAAGCGACAAUCGCAGCACAAAUGCCGCUUCAUCCUCACCAGACCCCGGCUUCGAUACGCCCAACUCCAAACCAAUUCCUCCCGGCAACCAAAGGUCGGCGAGCACUUCCAAGGGCAAUUCCUCGCUUCACUUCUUCGUCGUGGACCAUCCCGAGAAGCUCAAAGACAAGCGCCAGAUGAGAGAGCUCCGGAAACAUGUCAUGUACGACUACCUGGACAAGGAGCGACGCAAUCCAGAAAGCACCGACGCUCGUGUCAUGCGCUCCACGACGGUGUCCAAAAACAAAAAGCGCAAGCGUCUGGAUGCGCAGCUGCCGGCAAGCUCAUGUAAUCCACAGGCACCAAGUUGCAUCUUUGGCCCACGACAGAGCUCCGUCUCCGCCGUCCGUGGUACUGCAAGCUCCACUGGCUCAUCGGAUGGCCCGAGUCAACCUGCGCCCACUUCCGACCAAGCAUCUCCUCCGACCAAGAGGCAACAACCCGCCGACCGUCGUCCCAUAUCCUUCUGCAAUGACAUCGCACCCCUGGUGCCUCCGAUCGCUGCAGACCUCAGCACUACUCCAUAUUCGCGAGUCUCCCUAGAGGACAUACCCAACCCGACGUCUUACAUAGGAUCUGACCUAAAUCCAUUCGAGACUUGGCCUGCUUUCUCUGAUCUCAAGUGCAGCAUCGGAGCCCUCAAAUGGUGUUGUAAGUAUGCUUUCGAGUAUUGGAGGAGAGGGGGCCACUGAUACCUUCCAGGUAGCAGGUAUUUCAGCAGUCAAGGCCUUUCAGCUCACUGGGUACCUACCGUGCUUCAAGCGAGACAUGCCUUUCUCUCCACCAUAUGUAUCUCCUCUUCCCACGAGGACAUCAUGAGACGCGCGGAGCAGGCGCCUCACGAGCGACGUCAGCAUGGCUCCCACGCACGUAUGCAGGCUCGAGGCGAAGUGAUAUCGUUGAUCAACCACGCUAUGAAUGACGACAAGGCACGGACAGCUGACACCACCAUCAUCGCCGUACUGCAGCUCCUAGCCAGCGAGAUCAUGGGCUGCGACGACCAGGCUAUGAGAAUACAUCAAGAGGGCUUACACCGCAUGGUCCGCCAUAGAGGCGGACUGGACAACCUAGGCGUGGCAGGUCAGCUGGCUCCAAUCAUGACAAUGUGAGUACCCCACGAAUAUCAAUAGGAGCGGCUCGAUGGCUGACACGAGCAGAAAGAUGUACAUGAUCAGCGCUCUGCGUGAGACAGAGCCUCACGCCGACUUUGUCAAAUAUGCUGCCAAGAUGCGGACAAGAUCUCCCCAUUCCAGCAAUCUUCAGCCCAUACCGGAGUCGCCCGUCUAUUUCAGACGGUCUGGCUAUCACACCAUAUUGCAAGCAGCGGCACCUCCUAGUCCAGUCUACAGACUCCUCGAGAUCCUGCGACUCUUGUUCGACAGCUUCGUGAGGACGACAAGCAUCAAGAUUGCCAGUCCCACGUCUCCGAUCCGAGCAAGGGCAUCGUCGGCGGCCAAGACAUCACACGACGUGCACAUGCUCCGCGACGAAAUCUUUGCUCUCCGACCCGCCGCAGAACGACCUGACGACUUCCCCGGCGCCAACGACCAGCACACGUACGAAGCCCUCCGCUUAGUCGCCAUGGUCUACUCCCACGCCCUCGCCCACGAGAUCCCCUUCUCCAAGUCCGCGAGCGAGCUCUCCAGGAGUUUCGCCACCCAGAAGAGCUGGCACACCCUCAUCCAAUCCCACAUCCAACGCACGAACCUCAGCGAUUGCUGGUCUCACAUGGCCGGCGUCCUCUUCUGGGCCACCCUCGUCGCCGCAGCAUGCGCGAAUCCCGAUUCCGCGUCUGUCGCCCUCGCCACGCGCGACCGCGACCGCUGGGAUGAGCAUGAAGAAGCGCGAAAGUGGUUGACUGCCGUUGCGAUGCGGUGCUCGAUCCUGCUGAGUUUCGAGUAUGGAGGCGCGAUUCUCGAGACGCUGAAGAGGCUGGUGGGCAUGGAACAGGCGCUCGGGGAGAUUGAUCGGGAGAAACGUCCGGGCGGCGAAGAGGGCUUUGCGAGGAGAGCAAGGGGGGGAGAAGAUGAGAAUGUGGUGGCUAGGGACGUCGUGCAAUUCGGAGUCAUGCGCCAGCGGCAACAACAACCUGCAUCUUCCUCAGCAGCAGCACCACGUCGAAAGACGACGACGACGACGACGACGACGACCAUGUUUGGACCUGCCGAGCGACCGUUCGUGCAGAGGACAUUUCAAGAUUUCGCGCAGGACUUUCUGAGCGAUACAAUCUGA